AUGGACGAUUUGAAAAGGAAAAAACGGACGUGCGGUGGACACCGUUCGUUCGUUAAGAAAACCCUGGGAGAGGUAAAAGGACUGCUUUCCAAUCCUGAAUUGGAAAGAGAGACGUUAUAUAAUCGAAAGUCCUCCUUGAAGAGCAACUUGGUGUAAUCCAAACGCUGGAUAACGACAUCUUAAAGGCUUUAGAAGACAAAGACGAGACCGAGGAAGCAGUUAUUGCGAACGAGAUCGAAGAGGCAGGAGUAUUGAGGGCGGAUAUAAAAGCUGCCAUACGAUUGUUGGAAGAAGCCCUGCCGCAAAAGAAUAGCGAAAGCGAAGCGAACAGUGAGGGGGCGAGCUUAAAUGAAAGUACUGUAUCCAGCAAGAAAUCCGUUCGCGUGAGGUUACCGAAACUCGAAUUGCGAAAGUUUGACGGGAAAAUCGAGCGAUGGCAAGAAUUUUGGGAUUCGUUUAAAAGCUCGGUGGAUGAAAACCCUGAUUUAUCAGAGGUGGACAAGUUCUCGUAUUUACGUGGACUAUUAAAGGAUCAGGCGAGAGAUUGUAUUUCUGGGUAUGCUUUAACGUCAGCAAAUUACAAGAGUGCAAAGGAACAACUACAGCAAAGAUACGGGCGAAGCAACGUUAUACAAAAGACGCAUAUAAGGGAAUUACUGAAGCUUCAACCAGUCUACAGCGACCGAGACCCUUCGAGAUUGCGAGCAUUGUACGACGCGACAGAAACGCACCACCGUGGACUGAAAGCUCUUAACGUAGAACAGGAAAGUUACUCUUCAAUUGUGGUGCCAGCUAUAAUAGACAAACUACCAGAAACUGUACGACUAAGCAUUACGCGAGGAAAGAAACACGACGAAUGGAAUAUGGACGAUUUGUUGAGUGAACUGUUGAGUGAACUAGAAUUGCGGGAAGAACACUGGACACCUAAACCACCACGAGCUGAAAACGGCAAUGCCAAGGGUGAUCUUCGAAGUGCGUCAGCCUUGAUAGCCAAAUCAGAAGAAGAAAGAUGCGCUUAUUGCUUGGGACGACACGCUCAUGAGAGCUGUGAUAAAGUAAGUAGUGUAAAAGAUAGAAAAUUAGUAGCACGUAGAUAUGGACGAUGCUUUGCAUGUUUAAGUAAAGGACAUGUAUCCAAGGACUGCCGUCGAAAAACUAAUUGUAAAAUAUGUAGUAAGGGGGGCCACCAUGUAUCUCUUUGUGAAUCCAAAGGGGAGGGAAAUAUUUCGGCCAGUAAUGGAAGUCCAACAAUGCAUGUUCGAUCCGAGAGUCGAGUGGUGUUGCAAACUGCGCAAGGCAUACUGAAAGGUGCUCAAAAUGCAGCACGAAUUCGCGUGAUGUUUGAUACGGGGAGUCAUAAGUCUUUCGUGACUUCCAAGGUCGUAAGGGCUGCGGGGUUGCCAGUAAAAAGGAAAGAAUGGUUAGAAAUUAGCACGUUUGGUAAAGCGAUGAAUGAUUAUAAGCUGCGAGAUGUUUUUGACCUUGAGAUUGCACCUUGCAAGGGGGGAGAAGCGGUUACUAUAGAAGCGUAUUGUGUUGGGCUAUUGCUCAAGUUCGAAAUGAGCAUAUUGAGUUGCGAAAGGGGGAAAAUCCUCACUUACGGGGACUUUGGUUCUCGGAUGUGU
Molecule: messenger RNA, 1625 nt
Organism: Paramuricea clavata
Lineage: Eukaryota; Metazoa; Cnidaria; Anthozoa; Malacalcyonacea; Plexauridae
Source: the annotation of a GenBank genome assembly